Sander lucioperca (pikeperch) is the source of this 1646-nucleotide messenger RNA. RefSeq names its product alcohol dehydrogenase class-3-like. Gene Ontology annotation, biological process: formaldehyde catabolic process. Lineage: Eukaryota; Metazoa; Chordata; Actinopteri; Perciformes; Percidae. The transcript has 10 exons. Bases 130 to 1287 code for a protein of 385 amino acids. Gene Ontology annotation, molecular function: S-(hydroxymethyl)glutathione dehydrogenase [NAD(P)+] activity; zinc ion binding. The record is from RefSeq and is a predicted model, not a curated record. Gene Ontology annotation, cellular component: cytosol.
AAGUGUCGUAAAUUCGCAUCUCUACCGCCGCGCACACAUCUUAUUUAAAGGAGCAGCACGGACAGACAGUCAGUUGACUCAUCAAGAUAAAUAACAGACUCGGCAAAAAGUAGUUAACGCCACAAAACAAUGUCAACAGCAGGUCAGGUCAUCAAAUGCAAAGCAGCUGUUGCAUGGGAGCCCAGGAAGCCUCUGUCCAUCGAGGAUGUGGAGGUGGCCCCACCUAAAGUCCACGAAGUCCGCAUCAAGAUAGUUGCCACGGGCGUGUGCCACACAGACCUUGAAUACCUGUAUGGAGCUGGAAAAGCGAUGAAGUUCAGACCAUUCCCGUUAGUUCUCGGCCAUGAAGCAGCAGGGAUAGUGGAGAGUGUUGGUCCUGAAGUCACCAAAUUCUCACCAGGCGACAAAGUUAUUCCUCUUUUUCUGCCACAGUGUGGGGAAUGUGAACGGUGUCGCAGUCCUAAAACCAAUCAGUGCAGGAAGAACUGGGCAAAUACACAAGUGGGUGUAUUGGCUGAUGGCACAAGCAGGAUAUCCUGCAAGGGGCAGCAGGUGUACCAGUUCCUUGGCGUCAGUUCUUUCUCCCAGUACACUGUGGUUCCCGAUACCUCACUUGCAAAGAUAAGAAGCGAUGCACCGCUAGACAAAGUGUGUCUACUAGGCUGUGGUGUCUCCACUGGUUAUGGUGCUGCUAUUAAUACGGGCAAGGUUGAAAAAGAUUCCUCAUGUGCCGUGUUUGGGCUCGGAGCUGUCGGACUGGCAGCCAUCAUGGGCUGCAAGGUUGCCGGGGCAACCAGGAUCAUUGGUGUGGAUAUCAACACUGCAAAGUUUGAGAAAGCCAAGGAGUUUGGUGCCAGUGAAUGUGUUAACCCCAAUCAAUGUAGCAGGCCCAUUCAGGAGGUUCUGGUGGACAUGACAGGCGGAGGAGUGGACUACGCUCUGGAGUGUGUUGGAAGUCCAGGUGUUAUGAGUGCUGCGCUUGAGUCUACAAUAGAUGCCUGGGGCACCUGUGUCAUUGCUGGAUGGACGGAGACGGAAGCAAUGAGCGUCGUGGUUGAAAAGAUCCUGAUGGGACGCACCUUGAAGGGGACUUAUUUUGGAGGUUGGAAGAGUGUGGAGGGUGUGCCUAAACUGGUGGACGACUACAUGAACAAAAAGCUGAAGCUGGAUGAGUUUAUCACCAACAUCCUCCCGCUGGAUCAAAUCAAUGUGGCCUUUGCAGAUAUGACAAGUGGUAACAGCAUCCGUACUGUCAUCAGUCUGUCGACAGAGGAGACUAGUGGCUAGUCAUAUAAGAUGAAGAAUUGACAUUUUGUGUCAUUGUAAUGAUGUUUUGCACACAACUCUGCAGUGUAUUUGUGAACAUCUCAAUGCUCGCUUUCUAAAAAGAUGUUGACAAUUAAAAUGUUUUCCUUGCUUGACAAGUGUCCAUAUUGACCACUAGAUGGCAGUCUUAUAUCAGUCUUAAGCUUCUGCAUUUGUGGCCAUGAAUUCCAUUUAGCUUUAUAAAGUUGCUUAUAUCUGCAAAUGAUUCUGUAUUUUUAUUCAUAUUAACUUCUGAGUUUGUUUUUUCUUGUUUAUCACACACUUGAUCAAAAGGCCACAGAAUGUCCAGUGCAUUUGUGUGAAAUAAUACCGAAUGAAGU